CAUACAGCGGAGGGACAAGAAGAGUAAUUAGUUGAUAUUAGCAACUUUUCAGUGGCUAAUGUAACGCUGGUUGCUCUGAGCUGGACACGGGAACAUGAGCGCAGCACAGCGGAUGGAGCUUUAGUGGCUGCUCGCUCUCAGAGACAGUCGGGAUGUUUUCAGCUAACAUGGAAACAAAAAGAGUGGAGAUUCCCUCCGGCGUACUGGACGACCUCUGCAGCCGAUUCAUCCUGCACAUCCCCAGUGAGGAGAGGGACAACGCUAUCAGAGUGUGCUUCCAGAUCGAGCUGGCCCACUGGUUCUACCUGGACUUCUGCAUGCAGAACACUCCAGGAGCUCCUCACUGUGGGAUCAGAGACUUUGCCAAAGCUGUAUUCCAUCACUGUCCUUUCCUGUUGCCUCAUGGAGAAGAUGUGCAGAAAGUCCUAGAACAGUGGAAGGAGUACAAGAUGGGUGUACCUACUUAUGGAGCAAUCAUUCUAGAUGAAUCACUAGAAAAUGCGUUGCUUGUUCAGGGCUACCUUGCAAAGUCAGGGUGGGGCUUUCCAAAAGGGAAGGUGAACGAGGAUGAAGCUCCUCAUGACUGUGCAGUCCGUGAAGUAAUGGAGGAGACAGGCUUCGACAUCAAGAAUCGCAUCAGCAAAGACAGGUACAUAGAGCAGAAAAUCACAGACCAGGUGGUGCGGCUCUACAUCAUACCAGGAGUGUCAAAGGAUACCAAAUUCAACCCCAAAACGAGGAAAGAGAUCAGGAACAUUGAGUGGUUCCCUAUUGAGAAGCUGCCAUGUCACAGGAACGACAUGACCCCAAAGUCUAAACUUGGACUUGCCCCUAACAGAUUUUUCAUGGCCAUUCCAUUCAUAAGACCGCUGCGGGAAUGGAUCAGUAGGCUGAAAGGCGAGUCUACAGACAGUGAUGAGGACUUCGCAAACAAUGGCAGCACUCCUUCCAAACCUUCAGACAAUAUUCGGUCAAAAUCCCGACGCCUCAUGGGGACUGAUGCUUUUUCAGGAGAGGACUGGGCCAGACACAAGCAGCAGAAAGCCCUGAGCCAGUAUGAGCUCAACCAGAACCCAAAUUUGAAAGGCAAUGGGAAGAAAUUUCAGGACUCGCCUUAUGUGAAGAAAGGAGCCAAUGACAAUGGAGUGAGCAACCAGCAGAAAGAAGAUAAAAAGCUUCAACCCAGAAGACUGCAAGACAGUUUUGAGAGAGAUGUGGCUCCAUGCAGCUCCACCAAUGGUAACCGGACAGUCCACAGAGACUGUGAUCAGCUGCCAUCUUCCAAGACUUUCCUCAAUUUCAAAUUUGACAAAGAUGCCAUCAUGAAAUGUUUUGACUACUGACAUGGCUGAUGGAGCUCUGUGCCUCUCCUGUGACAUCAAACUGUGAGACAUUUUGCCUGACAGUCCAAGCAAGGAUGUCACUGAACACACCCUUUUCCUUCUUGCCUUGCUCGUCAAUUUUACAUGAACACUUGUUUACAUUAGGGAGUUGGCCAUUUCCUAUUGAUCAUAUUCAUCAAGCCUCACUGGGGUCGUUUACCUGUUUGGCCCAAGUUUUCAGACCCUUUAAUACAGGUGGUAACCUAACAGCAGAUUUCAAUGUGUCCAAGGUUCAAUCAUAACUUCAGUUUUCACUUCAUCAUUGGAUAUCUAAAAUCAUGAUUCAAUCUGGAGGACACGACACAGAGACCAUAAGGAGAGGUCUGCUCUGCUGAACCAUUAGUCUUACAAAAGCAAUGAUAAAAACCUUGUGAAUGCACAAGUAAAAAACUAAUCUGCUACAUCUCAGUGAAUUUGACCGGUAAGCCAGUGUUAAAAUGUGUCUUCUAUAUUGAUUUUAAAAUGUAAUAAUCUGGAUGUUGGGUAUUUCCUCCAUUCUUCUAAUUGAGUCCAAAAUGCUUCAAAAAGGUGGGUAUUAAUAGUGUUAUUGGUUUUUAUUACCAAAUUACUUACGAUUUUAUCCAGGAAUGUAAAAUGUGAUGGAAUACUGACAUGAGAAAGGAAGAAUUGGCCAUCACAAUUUGAAUGUUAUGUCAAAUUCAUGUUACUGUGUUAUAUGGAAGUCUGUGUCUGCCAAUGUUAAAAUAAGAUCAUUAAAUCAAGUUGAUAUUUGAAAAUGUAUGAUUAAGGACAGAAAAGUUACAAAUUAAAAUGAAAACUCCAUGAACAAAUUAGUUUGUAUUCCGAAGGAUGUCAACGCACAAUGAUAAUAACUGGACUUUUAUGUGAAUUUUAAUUGUGCUCUGUUAACUAUGAAUUUUGCGAUUUCCAUUAUAUAUGUGAACAUUGGAUUGAAAUUUUUAAUUUUGUCAUACAUCAUACACACAGAAAUGUAAACAGGCAUUUCAAUUUGAUGAAGUCACAUUAAUAUUGGUAGCCACAGGCUUUCAUGUAUUAUUUGCCUCAAAAUGACCAAUAUCACAGUUGUUUGUUAGGUAAAUCAAGGCUGUUCUGUCUUGCAGACAGCAAGGUUUACAGGUUUAAGUUCCCGUUGAGAUUUCUUACACCAGAAGUUCUCAGUCAUAGUCUUCAUGGCCCACAGGUUAGCUGCUGAAACCCUGCAGACUCAGACCAUUGUGAUAGACUACUGUGAACGUUACAACUUACUGUCAAAAACUUUACAAAAGACUCUCGCCAGGGUUAGAGAACUUUAGAGCUGAUGCAGUUUUAUAGAAUCAGUAACAGUUUCAAGUCUUCAAAGUUUAACCCACAGUAUAGCAAUCUAUAUUUUCUCAAAGGAAUAUUCUAUACAUGCAUACAUGUGAGAUGACUAAAUCUUCAUGAGAUCUUUCCUUAUGGUGUUUGUCACUGGGGCUUCUUUGUUAUUGAUGGUACAGAUGGUGAACUCAAGUUGCCCUUUGGCCUCAGUGGUGUAACUUUAAAUGUGAAUAUUAAUAAAGUCUGUUUUUUCACUUUC
Molecule: messenger RNA, 2919 nt
Organism: Scomber japonicus (chub mackerel)
Lineage: Eukaryota; Metazoa; Chordata; Actinopteri; Scombriformes; Scombridae
Gene: dcp2
Product: decapping mRNA 2
Exons: 11
Coding region: 153-1343 (396 amino acids)
Biological process (GO): nuclear-transcribed mRNA catabolic process, nonsense-mediated decay; deadenylation-dependent decapping of nuclear-transcribed mRNA
Cellular component (GO): P-body; cytoplasm
Molecular function (GO): 5'-(N(7)-methylguanosine 5'-triphospho)-[mRNA] hydrolase activity; manganese ion binding; RNA binding
Source: RefSeq, a predicted model, not a curated record